Messenger RNA from Dentiscutata erythropus, 299 nucleotides. The record is from the annotation of a GenBank genome assembly. NCBI's taxonomy places the organism in Eukaryota, Fungi, Glomeromycota, Glomeromycetes, Diversisporales, Gigasporaceae.
AUAUUAAAGGAACAAAAAUUUCAGAUAGCUUAGAUAUAUUUCAUAUGGAAGUCACUGGCCCUCUAUGUAAUGCUACCGAUAAGCAUACUAUGGAUGCUCGACUAACUCUAUAUGCUUUAAGUAUUCUUCCUGAUAGCCGUUCUGAACUUGCCACUGCUGUUAUACUUUUCAGUUUUAAUGGUCGAAGCCAAUACAAAGGAGUUCUUAACAUGAUGGCUAACUUCCAUUCCGAAAUUACUAAACAGGAAGAAAUAAUGAAAGAAGUUAAUCGGUUUGUACUUCGGCCUAAAGAUAAAACU